UAUAGAAACUCGGGCCCCUCCCACGAUCGAAAGAGACCUCAGGGACGGAACGCUUUGAGGGCGCUUGACCAAGCGCUGGGCGGCACUAAUUGCGGAUCGAGCUUAGUUAGUUGAAGAGAGUGCCCCCCAACUGCGCUGGACGGAAGUUUCGCUAGUUAUGGGCAGCGCACCGAGCCAGAAAGACGCUGUCAGUCACGCCACGGAGGUCGAGGUGGCGGCUGCAGCGCAGGAGCCUCAGAAAUCGAAUCAGAUGCCGAAGGACCAUCAUUCUGACGACAAUAUUUGCGUGUGUGACGGUGUGAGCCCCAGCAAAAAGCGACGACGAACGCAGAGUGGUGAAGCAAAGCGAGAUCCGCAGGAAAACGGAGCUGCUGUGUCCGAAGAGCAAACGCAGGAGAGCGAAGAGAAAGUGGAAGCUCCGAAGGAGAACGGACAUGUGGAAAAUGAGAAAGAGGCUGAGAAAGAGCAGAUAGACGGUGAUAUUGUCUCGAAUGGGAUUAAAGAACCAGACGAACAAGAGAAAGCGACGACAGAGUCAGUGGGUGAGGAAGUGCAGGUUAAUGGCGAACGUGCUGAGGAGCAAGAGAAGCAGGAAGGCGAUACGGCAUUAACGACUGAGGGAGUUACAUCAGGAUCAGUACCUCCAUCAGUACCAGUAUCAGUAUCAGUACCGGUACCAAUACCAGUAUCAGUGCCAGUACUCGAAAGAGUGCCUUCUCCAGCAGUCCAUACUGGCAUCGAUAUGGUGUUCCCAGACGACGAAGUGCCUAUCGAACUUUGUCCGUUUUCAAGCGAUGGAAGCGCCGAGGAGAUGAUGCCCGACUCUCCACCUCGUAGAUUUAAUAAAUCGUUGGAAGUAGCAUCCAAAACUACAACAGCGACUCCUACUACUCCAGCUCCAGCGCCGCCUACCCCAGGAACACCAGCAGAUACAGCUUUGACACCUGCGUCGGUGACAGCAGACGAUUCAGUGACACCAAACUCGGUGAAUCGUACCGUCGGAAGAAGGAAGCGCAGGAAGAAAUUGAGUUUUUCAGCUCCACGAAGCAAAGCAGCGACCAACGCGAGGCAGGAGCAGAACAAAACCCCUGCAUCACCUGCAUUAGAAGACAAAAUCAGCAUUUCAAUGAACGGGUAUGCAGCUCAGAAUGGAGUCGAAGCUGACUCCGGCGAGAAUGCACCUCCAUCACCGGUAUAUCCUGAUACGGACGCUUCGCAUCUGUAUCCAUCAACGUCCGAAGGUGAACCGUGGCGGUGGGAGGAUGUUGACCCUUACUUUGACCCUUUAGUACAGAGCGACUUGGAAAACUUGAUUCGAUGGCGCAAGGAGAACGCCGAUUUCAUUGCGGCAAAUCCAAGUGCAUGGCGUGGCGUGUCAGGGAUGGAGAGUAAGCGUGCAGUAAUAGAGUCCAUGCUCGCAGAUGCUUCAGAUGCGUCGACGGCUCAUGUGGAUAUCCCCAUCCGUCGGGGACGUAGUUACCGUGACGUAUGGGAAGAGAAGGACUUUCUUGAUCAACAAAAACGCGAUAACUCAGUAGGAGAAAAUCAUGUCAAAAGUCAAGUGAUCAAGAAGCGCAGAGCGACUGUCAAUACGGACAGCUCGGUACUAGACUCCCAUCGUGACUUGGUGUAUGGAUACGACGAUGACCUCUUUCAGGAAUUCAGAGGUCGUCUGGAGGAGCGAGUGAAGGCGUAUCAUACUGAACUAUCCCCAGCUACACGACUGCAAGAUGAUACUUCGGACAUGAGUGCUGAUGAGAUUGUAUUUGAGGAAGAAGUUUUAUCUAUUUUUCCUGUUCAUCAGUUGCAUCCGGCGUCUUUAGGACUUUGGAAGCUCCGCAAGAAUCAAGUAGCUGAUUUUUCAGUUGUGCACCCUGCAUCUGUAAAUCGGACCAAAGUUCCUUCGCGCUCGAAAGAGGAGAUGAAGCGACAUCACCAACGACAAUAUGAGCUCCAACUACAGCAAACGGAUGAACUAGCUGAUCCAAGCGAUGGAGAUGAUGAAAGUACAAGUGAAACUGCUCGUGAUCAACUUCGUGCGACUAUUUCCAACAGCGAGGUUACUGAUGAGCUACCAUCAUUUGGCAACUGUGUGGAAGAGGAUGAAAUCUCGCAGGCGCUAGCUGCUUCGAUGCGAAAGUUGAUUUCGUUGUCCAUAUAUAACUGGCGAACUGCCCAGCUCGUUUACGAACGAGCAGCGUGCAGUAUCGAAUGUGCACCAAUCUUAGAGGGCGAAGCAGCCGCUGCGCGAGAGCUGGAAGAAGUGUUUUUGCAGUUGUGUCCUCCGGAGGAGGCCAAUGCGGAUACUACUGCACCUCCUGGUACUGGUCCAACUCGUAAACCAAUCAAUAGUGCUCCGCACGAUAUGAUUGCCUAUAGUAUACGCCAUGAUAUCGCGGAUAAUUGCUCAUGGGCUGUGGCAGCGUCGGUGGAAUUUGCGUUAGGACUGAGCGUGGGCGACGUAGUUGACGUACUCGACCGGAACGGAUGUUGGAAUUAUGGCGAAGUGGUGGAAAUCUACUCGGAAAACAAACUGGGAAUUUCCAAGUUUGUGCUGAUGCGGUUUUCGCUGUGGUCUGAGGACACCGUGGAAUGGAUCGCGGCCAGCGAAGGUCGAAUAUUGCCUCAAGGUGUCGCUGACGGGACACGCUCCUAUUCGGUUGGUCCCACCCGUGCCCACCGAGCUCGCGUGCGAUAUGAUCAAAAUCUCGCCAGGCGAUUAGAGCGAUCAUUUCCACAGCGACAGGCCAAUCGAGCAACCGCUGCGUCACAAAUGCAAGCACAACGUCACCAUAAUGCAGUAUUACGAUCCUCGAGUGAUCAACAGAAGACGCCGCAAAAGCGUAAACGAAAACGGCCUGCUAAAUCUACAGCGGUGGCUACGACUUCUUAGCCGUAACCAAGAUGUGCGGAAACAUGUAGGCUACGUAUAAAAGAAUGACAUGAUUUCCGACGAAUACGAUAACAAACUGAGCUGGUGUUCGUCGAGACAAGAUGAAGAUAUGGCCAAGAAACAAGAAAGCCAAUCGACGAAGGUCAGGCAGCAAUGAACGUCUAAAUUAGCGAGUUUGGUCUUGUAUUUUUAGGUGUACAACAGUGUUUUUUUUUUUUUU
Phytophthora nicotianae INRA-310 is the source of this 3113-nucleotide messenger RNA. RefSeq lists its product as hypothetical. Lineage: Eukaryota; Oomycota; Peronosporomycetes; Peronosporales; Peronosporaceae. The transcript has a single exon. The record is from RefSeq and is a predicted model, not a curated record. Bases 158 to 2893 code for a protein of 911 amino acids.